AUGAUGCGGGAGUCCGGGCUGGUGGACCGCUACCUGCAGGAGGCCACGACCAACCUGACGGCCUGCAUGGUUCCCCCGGGCGAGGAGGCGGGCAGGAGCAGCUCCCUUGUCCUCUCUUUCCUGGAUUUGGGCGGGGUCUUUCUCUUCAUGUUUGGAGGUGCAGCUUUGGGGAUCGUCUUAUUCGCCGGCGAGAAGGUUAAAGAAAAGUUCCACGAUGGUCCCAAAGCUCAAGAGGUUUUCUCAGCUCUGGAUUUCGUACAGUCACAAUGUUAUAAUGUAGUAAAACAAGCUGUUCUAAAUGUUUAUAAAAGAGUACCAGAGGCUUACAGACAAGAUUUUCGAAAUUAUCGUAAAGAUAGUCAACAAACCUUUGUUGAAUUUAUUCGCCAAAAGCAACUUUUGUGUAAAAUAUGGGUCGAGAGUGAACUUGAUGCACUCGAGUACGAUAAAUUACUCGAGCUCUUUGGAUCUAAUGAGCCUUCAUUCCAGUCUAUCCAGCAUAAUGGUAAGAGGAUGGAGUAUAGUUCCAGGAGGACUGGACUGCCAGAUACCCACAGGACUGUUCAUACAAAGUCAGAAACAGGUGGUGAUGAGAGUAGGAAGGUUGUUUCUCGCGGCAAACCUAUUUUUCACGUCAGUGUUAAUGAUGUAACAAAGGUUGAAUCUAAAUAUUCUGGUGAUAAACCUAAUCCUGGCCUUUCCCCUUUUUCCAUGACUGAAUCUUUGAAUGUGACGCCUUCAUUUAGACCAUUUUGUUCAACAGGAUUUAUUUGUUCCGAUGAAUUGUGCAAGUCGUCUUCCCCAGUCACUAUUCUACGGGACUCGGCUGCAGAUAUAUCAUUGGUGCUCAAGGAGGCGGUUCCUAACCCUGACUGUUAUACUGGAGAAAUGUCUCGGGAUGCGAGACUAUUUAAUGUUCUAGAACGAUCUAGUGAUGUUAGGUGUGCAAUUGAAAUCCCUAAGAGACGUAAGAAAAAACGUCAUGUGCAUGUGAACCUCCCGAAAAAGUACUAUGAACGGGAUGAUUUAAAGGAAAAUACGGGAAACCAAACCCAUUUUCUUCUGCAGGAGUAUGACGAGCCAUUCAGUGAAGUAGCUCGUCUCUGUCCACUGCUGGAUCAUGCUGCCGAGACCAGGGAUGUUCAGCCAGUGCUUCAGUUUCCGUGUCCCCUUGAUGUGACGAAUGGGGCGUCUUUGCAAGCUGAGGUUCGGCGCCGGAGGGAGCAGGGGUUCAUCUGUCCUUGCUUGGGCCCCCUUGCCUCUGCUGCAGUCCUGGUUCUUGAGAGUAGUGGCCUUCAUCCACGUGUUGACUGCAGGAGGGCCAGAACAGAUGCGUGGGCAGUUCGUUUCACUCCGUGGGAUAGCGGGCAGCAGCGACUACGUCAGGAGGGCACGCGUUCGUGA
Messenger RNA from Penaeus vannamei (Pacific white shrimp), 1404 nucleotides. NCBI's taxonomy places the organism in Eukaryota, Metazoa, Arthropoda, Malacostraca, Decapoda, Penaeidae. The record is from RefSeq and is a predicted model, not a curated record.